Molecule: messenger RNA, 2409 nt
Organism: Aureobasidium namibiae CBS 147.97
Lineage: Eukaryota; Fungi; Ascomycota; Dothideomycetes; Dothideales; Saccotheciaceae
Product: pectin lyase-like protein
Exons: 1
Coding region: 1-2409 (802 amino acids)
Molecular function (GO): polygalacturonase activity
Source: RefSeq, a predicted model, not a curated record
AUGCGCGCAAUCAGUCCGCUCUCGCUGAUCAGCGCCGUGACCGCCUUGGUCACCUUGCUCUUGGUGCUAUCGCCAUCACAGGCAUUGGCCUCUCCCGUCUCAUCGGUCAAGAGGGCCACGUCUUCAAACUACUGGCUAGCAAAUAUCAAGAGACAAGGAUCCGUGGCAUUCGGUACCGACUCAUCUUACGCCGUCUAUCGCAAUGUGAUGGACUACGGCGCCAAAGGUGAUGGCUCAACAGACGACACAGCAGCUAUCAACGCAGCAAUUUCUGCCGGCAGUCGUUGCGGUUGGGGCUGUGACAGCAGCACAGUCAAGCCUGCUCUCGUCUACUUUCCUCCUGGUACAUACAUGAUCUCUCAACCCAUUGUCAUGUUGUACUACACUCAGCUCGUCGGAGACGCGCUCAACCUACCCGUCCUGAAGGCCACUGCUGGCUUCCAAGGCAUGGCUGUUCUGGAUUCUGACCCCUACGAUAGUAGUGGUGCCAACAUGUUCACCAACCAAAACAACUUCUUCCGUCAAGUCCGCAACUUCAAGAUUGAUUUGACUGGCAUGCCUCAGACGGUCGGUGCAGGUAUUCACUGGCAGGUCGCCCAAGCAACCUCCCUCCAGAACAUUGUCUUCAACAUGAUACCCGGAGCCGGCUCCAAGCAAGUCGGUAUCUUCAUGGACAAUGGUUCUGGUGGUUUCAUGAGCGAUCUGGUCUUCAACGGCGGUAACUACGGAGCCUUUUUGGGCAACCAGCAGUUCACCUCGCGCAACUGGACCUUCAACAACUGCAACACUGCCAUCUUCAUGAACUGGAACUGGGCAUGGACUCUGAAGUCGGUCUCGAUCAACAACUGCGCUGUCGGUCUCGACAUCUCUAACGGUGGCUCUACCAACAUCCUGAUUGGCUCUGUCAUCCUGAUGGACUCCAAGCUCACAAACACCCCCAUUGGUGUCAAGACCUCGUUCACGGCCAACAGCGCUCCUGCCACUGCGGGUACUCUCAUCAUCGACAAUGUUGAUUUCUCUGGUUCGACCACCGCCGUCGCCGCUGCUGAUGGUAGCUCUAUCCUCGCGGGUGGCAAGGUCGUUGCAUCAUGGGGCGAGGGACGUCAAUACGCCGGUACUUCUGGCUCUCGUGUCCAGGGUGCUCUCGCUGCUCCUUCCAAGCCCGCUGCCCUCCUCGACGGUUCUGGCAAGUUCUUCGAACGCUCCAAGCCCCAGUACGAGAACUUGCCUGCCAGCGCUUUCAUCAGCGUCAAGACCUUUGGUGCCAAGGGUGAUGGUGUCACCGAUGACACUGCUGCUAUUCAGAAGGCCAUGGCCGGUGUCAACGCCAACCAGAUCCUUUACUUCGACCACGGCGCCUAUGUCGUCAGCAAGACUAUCAGUGUUCCCAACAAGAUCAAGAUGACUGGUGAGAUCUGGCCCCUAAUCAUGGCUACUGGCAGCUUCUUCAGUGACCCUUCCAACCCUCAACCCGUCUUUGACAUCGGCAUAGCCGGCCAGUCCGGUGCUGUCGAGAUCACCGAUCUUAUCUUCGAGACCAAGGGCCCUGCUCCUGGUGCGAUCAUGCUCAAGUGGAACAUGGCUUCAGCCCAAGGUGCGUCGGGUAUCUGGGAUGCUCACGUUCGUAUUGGUGGAAGUGCAGGCACGGGCUUGCAGAGCGACAAGUGCUCCAAGAACCCCUCGUCCACCGCUGUCAGAACCGGUUGUGAAGGUGCUUACAUGCUUUUCUGGGCCGGUACCAAGUCUUCGGGUGUUUACCUCGAGAACACCUGGUUCUGGGUCGCCGAUCACGAGCUUGACCUUCCCGAUCACAACCAAAUCGACAUCUACAACGGUCGUGGUGUCUACAUCGAGUCUCAAGGCCCUGUCUGGCUCUACGGUACCUCUUCGGAGCACAACAUCUUUUACAACUACGAGAUCCGCAACGCAAAGAACGUCUUCAUGGGUAUGAUCCAAUCCGAGACACCUUACUUCCAGUCCAACCCCAAGGCACCUGCUCCCUUCGUGCCUCAGCGCCCCUCGGACCCCACCUUCUCGAUCUGUUCCACCCAGAACCCCUCAGCACCAUGCUACAAGUCUUGGGGUCUUCGCGUCGUCGACAGCACCAACGUGUUCAUCCACGGUCUCGGUCUGUACUCGUUCUUCGAGAACUACAGCCAAGACUGUGUCGCCACGAACAACUGCCAGCAGAACAUGAUCGGUCUUGAGGGUAGCAACAACAACCUUAACAUGUACGCUGUCACCACCAAGGCUUCUGUCAACAUGAUCACCUUGGACAAUGGUGUUGCCGCUGCCCUCGACGCAGACAACAGAAACGUCUUUGGUGCCACUGUUGCCUACUACCGCAAGGGUGGUUCCUCAGCACGCGACUGUGACGAUGAAGACGAGGACGAGGAGUACGAGGACUAA